Messenger RNA from Carya illinoinensis, 1770 nucleotides. RefSeq names its product lysine histidine transporter-like 8. Gene Ontology annotation, cellular component: plasma membrane. The transcript has 5 exons. The coding region runs from base 45 to 1625 and encodes 526 amino acids. NCBI's taxonomy places the organism in Eukaryota, Viridiplantae, Streptophyta, Magnoliopsida, Fagales, Juglandaceae. The record is from RefSeq and is a predicted model, not a curated record.
GCAUCUCUGAAGAAGAGAUCUAGCGUGCACUUUGCAAAGAGAAAAUGGAUGAAGUUGUGGAAAUAAGCUCAACUUCAACAACACCAAGACAGCCUGCCUCUGUUUCAUCCCCGCCAAUCUCAGCUCCUCCCUCACAGAUUCACUCCCCAUCUCUGACUCGUUCGCCACUCCUUUCCACCGAAGACCUUGCACAAACUGAAAUCACAAACAAAACCCCGAAAUCCUCAACCCCAAAAGCCUUUCGAACUCCACGAUUUACUCCUUUGGGGAGCCCAAUCAGGAGGGCUCUCCACCUCACAAGGCUCGACCCUCGAGAUGCUUGGCUCCCACUCACCGAGUCCAGAAACGGGAAUGCAUACUACGCUGCCUUCCACACUCUAUGUUCUGGAAUAGGGAUUCAAGCCUUAGUGCUUCCUGUUGCUCUCACCAUUCUAGGGUGGACAUGGGGAAUCAUAACCUUGUCUUUAGCAUUCAUAUGGCAACUUUACACCCUCUACUUGCUGGUGGAACUACAUGAAUCAACUAAAACCGGCCUGCGCUACAGCAGAUACAUGCAACUUUGCAGUGCAGCUUUUGGGGACAGGCUAGCGGUGUUGUUAGCAGGAUUUCCAAUCCUGGAUCUAUCAGGAGGAACAUGCGUUGCCCUGAUCAUCAUCGGAGGCUCCACAUCAAAGAUGUUCUACGAUAUUGUCUGUGGGGCCACGUGCGCAGCACAUCAGCCACUGACAACAGUCGAGUGGUUCUUGGUGUUUACAACCGCCGCAGUUGUGUUGUCUCAGCUACCAAACUUGAACUCCAUUGCUGGGGUGUCAUUGAUAGGUGCAAUCACCGCUAUCGGGUAUUGCACUCUGAUAUGGGUGGUGUCAGUCGCCGAGGGAAGGCUUCCCGGUGUCUCUUACAAGCCAGUGAAAGAAAAUACGCAAAUUGCUCAGGUUUUUGGUGUCCUAAACGCACUUGGGAUCGUUUCUUUUGCCUUCAGAGGCCAUAAUCUCAUUCUUGAGAUACAGGGCACCAUGCCUUCAAGCGAAAAGCAUCCAUCACGGGUCCCGAUGAGGAAGGGAGUCACAUUAGCAUAUAUACUUGUAGCAAUGUGCAUAUUCCCCAUCACAAUAGGAGGUUAUUGGGCAUAUGGUCAAAUGAUACCACCAAAUGGGGGCAUGCUAACAGCCUUGUACGCAUUCCAUGCAAGAGAUACCUCGCGAUUUAUACUUGGAUUAACGAGCUUAUUCGUUAUAAUUAGUUCUUUGUGCUCGUUCCAAAUCUAUGGCAUGACCCUUUUCGAUAUGAUGGAGUCACGGUAUGUUAAGUGGAGGAAGCAGCCGUGCCCGUGGUGGCUUCGGGCAGGCUUCCGAGCAAAUGUUGGAUACUUGUGCUUCCUUGUAGCGGUGGCAGUGCCGUUCUUGAGCACAAUAGCGGGCCUAGUCGGAGGGAUCGCAUUGCCAGUAACUUUAGCUUAUCCAUGUUUUAUGUGGGUCAAGAUUAAGAAGCCGAAGAUGUACAGCCUCAUGUGGUGCCUUAAUUGGGGAUUAGGUAUCCUCGGGAUGACUCUAAGCGGGUUUCUGACAGCAGCCGGAAUAUAUGUUAUAAUCGAAACCGGAAUUAAAGUGCAGUUCUUCAAGCCUUGAUAUAGUGUAAGGAAUAAAGGCCUUGGUUGAUUUUAUGUUCAAGACUUAUUCAUGUGUAGCAUACGUGUUUGUGUAAUUUUGUUUUCCUACACAGUAUUCCUGCAAAAAUGAUUUCACAAGUCACCAAAAAUGAUUUCACAAGUCA